This is a messenger RNA of Triticum dicoccoides, 1020 nucleotides long. RefSeq lists its product as uncharacterized. Lineage: Eukaryota; Viridiplantae; Streptophyta; Magnoliopsida; Poales; Poaceae. The record is from RefSeq and is a predicted model, not a curated record. The transcript has 2 exons. Bases 9 to 866 code for a protein of 285 amino acids.
GGCCGGACAUGGCAUCCAAUUCCACACCAUCAAGCACCCCCGCGAGCAAGGUGCCGAAAAGCCAUCGCCGGCGCCGAACGAAGCGCGCCCGCGUCGGCGAUGGAUCAUCCGCCGCCGCAGAGUCGACGGUGCAUGCCCCCGCCAGCGAAUGGCGGGACUGGGCGAGCCUGGGGUCCGGGCCGGCGUGGCUGAUCGCGGACCGCGUGCUCUCCCGCGACGUCGCCGACUACGUCCGCUUCCGCGCGUCGUGCAAAGCGUGGCGGCGUUGCACGGCGGACCCGCAGGCCGACGCCCUCGACCCACGGUUCCACCCGCGGUGCUGGACCAUGCUCCAGGACGUUGUGAGCCGCGGCCUUCGCUACCGGUACAGCCGCUUCAAGAACGACGCCACCGGCGAGCACAUCCGGAUGACGAUCCGGGGGCUGAACGGCCGGGACGGCCGCACGCACCUCGCGCGCACGUCCCAGGGCCUCCUCGUCCUGCUCAACAAGAAGACCGACGCCGUGUUCGUGGUGAACCCGGUCACCGGCGCCCGCGCAGACCUGCCGCCGGUGACCGCGCUGCUGUCCGGCUUCUGGCGGGCCGAUGUUUUCCCGAGAUGGCCCCACGAGGUCCACUUCGGCGUGGAGCUGACCUACGAUUCCGCGAUCGUGAUCAAUUUGCACGGGCUGCUGGGCGUCGCGAGACCCGGCGACGAGCGCUGGGCAGAGGUGGAGUGGGAGGACCCGAUACUCGGACCAGUCUUGUCGUUCGCAGGCCGCGUGUACUGCUUCGUGGAUGACGCUGCCAUGGUGCUGGAGACCUCGCCGGACCACCCGCCGAGGCUGUCCAAGGCUGAUCAUAAUCCCUUCGGUUCAGUGCCGUGACCGAGGCCUGGCCUAGUUGCACUUGGCAGCAAAAACUUUGUUGUUUUUAGAGUAGCUACUAAUAACUGGCACACAAAUGUCAGCAAUUCGGCACAAACUUCAAACUCCAGAGACUUCGUGUUUUUUAUAUGAAUGUUUUGAUCAAGUUCUUCCU